Molecule: messenger RNA, 1823 nt
Organism: Lynx canadensis (Canada lynx)
Lineage: Eukaryota; Metazoa; Chordata; Mammalia; Carnivora; Felidae
Gene: PNPLA1
Product: patatin like phospholipase domain containing 1
Exons: 9
Coding region: 99-1784 (561 amino acids)
Biological process (GO): triglyceride catabolic process; lipid homeostasis
Cellular component (GO): lipid droplet; cytoplasm; membrane
Molecular function (GO): triacylglycerol lipase activity
Source: RefSeq, a predicted model, not a curated record
GAGAGACGGCCCCACUCUAGGCUCCGGGCCGGCAGGGAAGCUUGGCCCUGAGUUCCAGUAGGACAGCAGCCAGAGGCAAGCAUUGAGGGGCCAAGGAGAUGGAAGAACAGGUGUUCAAGGGGGACCCAGACACUCCUCAUUCCAUCUCCUUCUCCGGCAGUGGAUUUCUCUCCUUCUACCAGGCCGGGGCCGUGGAUGCCCUUCGAGACUUGGCCCCCCGGAUGCUGGAAACGACCCAUCGCUUUGCCGGGACGUCGGCGGGGGCAGUGAUUGCGGCCCUGGUCAUCUGCGGGAUUGAAAUGGAUGAGUACCUCAGGGUCCUCAAUGUAGGUGUGGCCGAGGUGAAGAAAUCCUUCCUUGGACCCUUGUCCCCAUCUUGCAAGAUGGUGCAGAUGAUGAGGCAGUUUCUGUACAAGGUCCUGCCUGAGGACUCCUACAAGGCCGCCACGGGGAAGCUCCACGUGUCCCUCACUCGGUUCACAGAUGGAGAGAGUGUCGUGGUUUCAGAGUACACAUCCAAGGAAGAGCUCAUCGAGGCACUCUACUGCAGCUGCUUUGUCCCCGUGUACUGUGGCCUCAUUCCUCCAACUUACCGGGGCGUGCGCUACAUCGAUGGGGGCUUCACGGGCAUGCAGCCCUGCUCCUUCUGGACCGACUCUAUCACCAUCUCUACCUUCAGCGGGCAGCAGGACAUCUGCCCCCGGGACUGCCCCGCCAUCUUCCACGACUUCCGCAUGUUCAACUGCUCCUUCCAGUUCUCCCUGGAGAACAUCGCCAGGAUGACCCAUGCCUUGUUCCCGCCAGACCUGCUGAUCCUGCACAACUACUACUACCGAGGGUACGAAGAUGCCGUGUCCUACUUGAGGAGGUUGAAUGAUGCUUAUCUCAAUUCUCCCUCCAAGAGAGUGAUGUUCCCCCGCGUAGAAGUGUACUGCAAUAUAGAACUUGCCCUUGGCAAUGAGUGCCCUGAAGGCAGCCAAUCAAGCCUCCAGACAGAGGAGGAAUCCAUACAACUUCACGCACAGUGGGCUCCCAAAGAGGAAGGAAAGGACGGCCAUGGUCCACUUGUGUUCUCGCCUGUGGCGAGACCUGAAUCCACACAUGAGCGUCGGGUAGAAUCACCUGUUUCACGAGCUGGCUCUUCAUUUGAGCAGUCACCUGCCACUGCGCUGGCCUCAUCACCAUCACAUUCUCCAGCUGACCUGAUGCCUGCAUCACUCCCAGCUGUGCACUUAGCACUCAGCUCAACACCUGUCCAAUCACAGCAGCAGGUACAAACGACUGGAUCACCACCAAGAUCCCCACCCUCCCAGUCAUCUGUGUCACCCAGGCCACCAGCUGUAGUGACAUCUCAAACAUUGCCCCAAUGUUCUCCUUCAGCGCCACCUACACAGCUACCCGUGGAAGACCUGGGCCCAGAACAGCCCCAAGCUCCCCUUGCCUCUUCAAGUCGGAAAGGUGCCAUGCCUGUGGUUAACGUGAAGGAAGCCACCAACAAGCCCUGUGCAAUGGACAACCCUGCCGAAGACUCAAGUUGGAUGAGCAAAAUAUUCAAGAAGAACAAACAAAAAACAAAUGGCACUAGAAAAGGCUUCCCAAGACAUCCACGGUCCAAAAAACCAGGCAGCAAAGCGCAGUCUGCUCCCUGCCCACUUGACUUCUCUCUGCUCUCCACGUCCGAGACAGUUUGGGUCACCUACAGGCCUCAUCCCAGAUCCAGGAAUACAGCUACAGGCCGGAUCCAGGAAUACAGCUGCCCUGAGGUGUGGAACUGCCCAGGGUGACCCUGGAAGCCAGGCACUGCCUGCUCUGCCCUGGGAUGC